Molecule: messenger RNA, 3358 nt
Organism: Eurytemora carolleeae
Lineage: Eukaryota; Metazoa; Arthropoda; Copepoda; Calanoida; Temoridae
Product: MTSS1-like protein
Exons: 20
Coding region: 227-2917 (896 amino acids)
Biological process (GO): cell projection assembly; plasma membrane organization
Cellular component (GO): cytoplasmic side of plasma membrane; actin cytoskeleton
Molecular function (GO): actin binding; phospholipid binding
Source: RefSeq, a predicted model, not a curated record
ACUAAUCUUCUUUAAAUUUUGAAAACAAGCGUGGAGAAAUGUGAAAAUGAAAAAUAAAAGACCCAAGGAAAAGAUGAAACUGUUUCUUAUACCUUGUGGGAAAUGUUUUAGAACAUUUCUAAUUUGUUAAAAUGUGUGUUAACAGCAGUGAUUAGUGCAACGAAGCGAAGAAACAGAAAAAAGUGUAAAAAGUGUAAAAAGUUUUAAAAAGUGAAAAAAGUGAAAAAUGAGUAAAGAGGCAGAUUUUCAGAAGCUGCAUUCCUUGGCAGGAUUAGUGCAAAAAAUUGCACAGGAUUGCAAGACUGGACUCCCCCUGUUUGAUGAGCUAGUUUUGAAGACGACUAAACUGCAAACCCAGCUUGUUUCUACAACUACAGUACUUGGAUCAUUUCUUGAUACUUUUCAGAAGCUAGCAGACUCAGCAACAAGUACUAAAGGUUCGAGUACAGAUAUUGGAAUAUGUCUGACCAGGAUUGUUAUUCGCCACAGAGCUAUAGAAGCACAUCUUAGAACCCUCACAAGGGCUCUGUCAGAUUGCUUCACCUAUCCUAUACAAAAUAAGGUUGAUGAAUGGCGAGGAACAGUAAAACAGAUAGAUAGAGAGCAUACAAGAGAGUUCAAAAAGAUGAGAUCUCUCAUAAAGAAGAAAUCAGAUCAAAUUAUUAAACUCAGGAAGAAAGGCAGAAAGGAGAAUAAUGUAGAGAGCAGUAGAACCUGUGAUGUCCAAGUCCAAGAAUUAAACUCACUCAUCAAAACUGCAGAGGAUAAAGAGAAACAGGUUGUUAAAAGAAUGGCUGCCCAAGAAAGAACGCAUUAUACAGCUUUAGCAGCUUCCUUCAAACCAAUCAUAGGAGAAGAAUAUGAAAUGUUAUUGGAGAUUGAACAGUUGACAGAAGUUAUGGACAAACUAACACGGAUAAUAUCAGAUCCAAGAAGAGUUGUGGAGACAUCUGAAAAUGUUGUUUCUUUGCUCGACUCAGCCAAGGAACGGUUUUGCUACGCGACUCCUCCGUCCUCCCCUGCUGGUUCUACAAUGGGUUCUAGGAGAGGUUCUCUACGAUCCCUGACAUCAACCUCGUCCUCAAGAACCUCGUCAACCUCGAGGUUAUCCUACCACGAGUCCUCGACCUCUACCCCGAUCUCGGCGGCAGCCUCUAAUCCUGAUUCUAGAUCUAGAAAUGAUUCCUAUUCAUCAGAUACAGAGGUACUAAGUAAGCCUCCAAGCUGGGAUUCUCUCACCUCAGCCCGAAGCCAAGAUUCAGGUUUCCCCUCCAGUACCUUCUCCUCCUCCUUCACCCCUCUAGUCAUUAACGAGGUCAGUUCUUUAACAUAUUUUUUUAAUACAGAAUCAAAAAAUCUGAAAUCAAAUAAAAAAACUGCCGAUUUGACUUUAUCAACAAAAAACAGUUCAGGUCCAAUCCUUCCCUUUGAAGAGGGACCUCGACCUGUAGUUCCAGAUCGAUCCUCUUCCUUGGACGGAGGAAGUAGGACGACAUCUCCUCAGGGAGUAAGCCUGGAUUCAAUAUCUUUACAGAACUCCUUCAGCUCUCAUGGUAUCUCAUCUCUUUAUCAAGGACGGGUUGAUCUCAACCCUACCAGUAGAACUGGGAGAACUAGUCCCGGAGCUGGGACUAGGAUUAGUCCUUCUCUCUACUCUAAUCUCCAGUUGAGAAACUCAUUCUACACCAAGAUUCCCUCCAGGGAAGGGUUUAGCUCCGAGGACGGAUCAAACCUCUAUCCGGAGCAAAGACUACCGGAAUCCCACUAUGGAGUACCACGGAGCACUCCAGUUUUGACCAACCCACCUCGAUCCAGUCCUAUGGAUUCUAAGGAUCAAAGAUUUAAUCAGAAUUCCGAAUACUCAGUUCCUAAACCCAUCCUUCCUAACUUCUCUCUGGAUAAACUAGAUAUGGUGCUACCUCUUCCGAUAUAUAUGAACACACAGAUGGCUAGACCUAACCAGAACCUAGAGAAAUCGGAGAACCUGGAGAAACCCCGGAACCAAGGUUAUCCGGAGAACCCAGAGUAUAUACAGAACCCCGGAGAAGGAUUAAACGGAUCCCAGCUAAUUCAUCCUAAUCAGCUGGGACGGAGAGCAGGUUUGGGAUUGAAAGGAGAAUUAAUGCUCCGGGUGGAUCUAGAGAAUGAGGAUGAGUUGAUAACUCCAACCAUUGAACAGUUAUCUAUACUAGACGAAAAGGUUGAUGACGGUAGAUGCUAUGGAUUGGAUACUAGUAGUGGAAGUGGUUCUAUGGGAUCCUCCAGCGGAUAUGGAUCUACAGGUUUCGAACCUAACCUGGAUGAUACGCUAGAUCUUGGGUUGACUGGAGGUACGGGAGGAAUGGUAGGACGUGUACCAGAAUCUAAUCAUGAAUCUGAUCCCGGAGAAAUCUUACACAAAUACCAAAACAACGCCCAUUGCUGGAACAGUUCCUCCACCUCUGGUUAUAUCGGAGGUACACCCGGAAACUCUGUGACGGAGCAGGCGAUGGUUUUCUCGGUUUCCGGCAGUUCAGGAGGUAUAUACGGAGUAGAAACUCUAAAUGGAACCUUGAAACGUUCCCAUUCGGUCGGUGUUUCCCAGCCUACUACAUUUGACCGACAGCAUCCGAUGCGUCAGUCCCUGGCAGGUGAGCUAGAGCGGACAAUUUCUGGAGAUAUGAACGGGGUCAGUAAAGGAAGAAAUCUGAGAAGUUUUGUAGAGAAGAGUUUUAUCCCAAAACCAAACAAGAGUAAACCUCAGGGGAAGAGUUCUGAUCAUCAGAGUGGUUCACAGCUUCCCAGGCAUACAAGCACUCUUCUUCGGGCGCAAACAAAACAAGCAAGCACACUCACCAACAAACAAACAAACAACAGAGAUGAAAUUCAUAGUUUUGAUAAGCAUGGAAUUAUUGCAGAUAAUAUAUUCACCAUGUAGAUAUAUAUAUAUAGAUGAACUCUAUAUGAUACAUAUGUAUGUACAAAAUAAUGUACAUAGUUGUAAACUCGUUUGUACAUCUGUUCUGUAAUUUAUAUACUUUUCCUUAUGAUAUAUUAUCCUUUACAUACAAUGUUUUCAAUUCUUUGGUAAAAGAAAAUAAUCUAGAAAAUGAUCUAGAAAUGAUCUAGAAAUGAUCUAGAAAAUGAUCUAGAAAAUGAUCUAGAAAUGAUCUAAAAAUUAUCUAGAAAAAAACAUCUAGAAAUGAUCUAGAAAUGGUCUAGACAAUGAUCUAGAAAAUGAUCUAGAAAAUAAUCUAGAAAUAAUCUAGAAAUGAUCUAGAAAUGAUCUAGAAAAUGAUCUAGAAAAUAAUCUAGGAAUGAUCUAGAAAUGAUCUAGAAAUGAUCUAGAAAAUGAUCUAGAAAUGAUCUAGAAAUGAUC